AUGGCCGUAGGCAAAGGUUUCAAGCUCUUUCAUACCCUUUUCUUAGUGAUUUCUUGGCAAUAUUGUGCGAAAGUGGGUGCCACUUUUAGUGAUGUCACCGGUGUCGUAAAUCUCGAUCAUAAAUUUUCAUUUCGUGCCUUUGCAUCACAUGACACACAAGCACCAGCGCUAGCACCAAUUGGAAGUAGCACAGAAGUCCUAGUUGAUGCACCAUUUGGAAGCAUCACUAAAACUCCUAAGACUUUAACCUCCGAUGGAAGCAUUGCUCUAACCCCGGAGGCUCCAUGGGACGGAAGCAUUGCUCUAACCCCGGAGGCUCCAUGGGAUGGAAGCAUUGCUCUAACCCCAGAGGCUCCAAGGGAUGGAAGCGUUGCACUAACACCGGAGGCUCCAAGGGAUGGAAGCGUUGCACUAACACCGGAGGCUCCAAGGGAUGGAAGCGUUGCACUAACACCGGAGGCUCCAAGGGAUGGAAGCGUUGCACUAACACCGGAGGCUCCAAGGGAUGGAAGCGUUGCACUAACACCGGAGGCUCCAAGGGAUGGAAGCGUUGCACUAACACCGGAGGCUCCAAGGGAUGGAAGCGUUGCACUAACACCGGAGGCUCCAAGGGAUGGAAGCGUUGCACUAACACCGGAGGCUCCAAGGGAUGGAAGCGUUGCACAAACCCCAGAGGAUGCAUCAGAUGGAAGCGUUGCACAAACCCCAGAGGAUGCAUCGGAUGGAAGCGUUGCACAAACCCCAGAGGAUGCAUCGGAUGGAAGCGGUGAAUCGGAUGGAAGCGAUGCACAAACCCCGGAGGGUGAAUCGGAUGGAAGCGAUGCACAAACCCCGGAGGGUGAAUCGGAUGGAAGCGAUGCACAAACCCCGGAGGGUGAAUCGGAUGGAAGCGAUGCACAAACCCCGGAGGGUGAAUCGGAUGGAAGCGAUGCACAAACCCCGGAGGGUGAAUCGGAUGGAAGCGAUGCACAAACCCCGGAGGGUGAAUCGGAUGGAAGCGAUGCACAAACCCCGGAGGGUGAAUCGGAUGGAAGCGAUGCACAAACCCCGGAGGGUGAAUCGGAUGGAAGCGAUGCACAAACCCCGGAGGGUGAGGAUGGAAGCGAUGCACAAACCCCAGAGGGUGAGGAUGGGAGCGAUGCACAAACCCCGGAGGCUGCAUCGGAUGGGAGCGAUGCACAAACCCCGGAGGCUGCAUCGGAUGGGAGCGAUGCACAAACCCCCGAGGCUGCAUCGGAUGGGAGCGAUGCACAAACCCCCGAGGCUGCAUCGGAUGGGAGCGAUGCACAAACCCCCGAGGCUGCAUCGGAUGGGAGCGAUGCUCAAACCCCCGAGGCUGCAUCGGAUGGGAGCGAUGCACAAACCCCCGAGGCUGCAUCGGAUGGGAGCGAUGCACAAACCCCCGAGGCUGCAUCGGAUGGGAGCGAUGCACAAACCCCCGAGGCUGCAUCGGAUGGGAGCGAUGCACAAACCCCCGAGGCUGCAUCGGAUGGGAGCGAUGCACAAACCCCCGAGGCUGCAUCGGAUGGGAGCGAUGCACAAACCCCCGAGGCUGCAUCGGAUGGGAGCGAUGCACAAACCCCCGAGGCUGCAUCGGAUGGGGGCGUUGCUCUAACGCCGGAGGCUGCAUUGGAUGGGGGCGUUGCUCUAACGCCGGAGGCGGCAUCGGAUGGGGGCGUUGCUCUAACGCCGGAGGCGGCAUCGGAUGGGGGCGUUGCUCUAACGCCGGAGGCGGCAUCGGAUGGGGGCGUUGCUCUAACGCCGGAGGCGGCAUCGGAUGGGGGCGUUGCUCUAACGCCGGAGGCGGCAUCGGAUGGGGGCGUUGCUCUAACGCCGGAGGCGGCAUCGGAUGGGGGCGUUGCUCUAACGCCGGAGGCGGCAUCGGAUGGGGGCGUUGCUCUAACGCCGGAGGCGGCAUCGGAUGGGGGCGUUGCUCUAACGCCGGAGGCGGCAUCGGAUGGGGGCGUUGCUCUAACGCCGGAGGCGGCAUCGGAUGGGGGCGUUGCUCUAACGCCGGAGGCGGCAUCGGAUGGGGGCGUUGCUCUAACGCCGGAGGCGGCAUCGGAUGGGGGCGUUGCUCUAACGCCGGAGGCGGCAUCGGAUGGGGGCGUUGCUCUAACGCCGGAGGCGGCAUCGGAUGGGAGCAUUGCUCUAACGCCGGAGGCGGCAUCGGAUGGGAGCAUUGCUCUAACGCCGGAGGCGGCAUCGGAUGGGAGCAUUGCUCUAACGCCGGAGGCGGCAUCGGAUGGGAGCAUUGCUCUAACGCCGGAGGCGGCAUCGGAUGGGAGCAUUGCUCUAACGCCGGAGGCGGCAUCGGAUGGGAGCAUUGCUCUAACGCCGGAGGCGGCAUCGGAUGGGAGCAUUGCUCUAACGCCGGAGGCGGCAUCGGAUGGGAGCAUUGCUCUAACGCCGGAGGCGGCAUCGGAUGGGAGCAUUGCUCUAACGCCGGAGGCGGCAUCGGAUGGGAGCAUUGCUCUAACGCCGGAGGCGGCAUCGGAUGGGAGCAUUGCUCUAACGCCGGAGGCGGCAUCGGAUGGGAGCAUUGCUCUAACGCCGGAGGCGGCAUCGGAUGGGAGCAUUGCUCUAACGCCGGAGGCGGCAUCGGAUGGGAGCAUUGCUCUAACGCCGGAGGCGGCAUCGGAUGGGAGCAUUGCUCUAACCCCGGAGGCGGCAUCGGAUGGGAGCAUUGCUCUAACCCCGGAGGCGGCAUCGGAAGGGAGCAUUGCUCUAACCCCGGAGGCGGCAUCGAAAGGGAGCACCAUUGCACCAAGUAAAAGCGUUGCUCUAACCCCAACCAUUGCACCAAGUAGCACACAAGCUUAG
This is a messenger RNA of Cucurbita pepo subsp. pepo (vegetable marrow), 2823 nucleotides long. The record is from RefSeq and is a predicted model, not a curated record. NCBI's taxonomy places the organism in Eukaryota, Viridiplantae, Streptophyta, Magnoliopsida, Cucurbitales, Cucurbitaceae.